Molecule: messenger RNA, 1542 nt
Organism: Geodia barretti
Lineage: Eukaryota; Metazoa; Porifera; Demospongiae; Tetractinellida; Geodiidae
Source: the annotation of a GenBank genome assembly
AUGUCAGUCCAUUCGGGGCAAUCGCACAAGCACUCCUCACACUCGUCCACGGGUGCAUCCCCAUUGGUAUCCUGUGGGCAAGUCGCGGGGCUGGUGAACCUCAUCACAGCGAUUCUCGCCAAGGAAACGGAACCAAGCUUAGAGACCGCCGCGCCAUGGAUAAUCGCUUUGGUUCUUUUGGCGACCAUCAGAAACGUAGUAGGAACCUGUGAUGGCUACUUACGAUGGAAGAUACAGAACCACAUUAAAGUUCAUCAACAGCACGCCUUACUCGAAGCCACGACGCAUAUCGACUUCGCCGUCUUCGAUCAGCCAAAGACCUACGAUUUGAUACAACGGGCGCGACAGGCUUUGGACCAUCGACUCACCAAUUUCCUCAGAUUUCUAACGGAGAUUGGGCAACUCUGCGUAACGCUCGUGGGGUACGGUGUUCUCCUCUGGAUCGCGGAUCCGCUCCUCGUGCUUGUGGUCGUGUUACCCGCAAUCCCUUCCGCUUGGCUCAAAGUUAAGGCAGCCAAGCGUGGGUAUCUCUACGAUUACUAUGCAACACCCGUACGUCGUAUGAUGGAUUACAUGCUCGGUCUACUCCUCGGUUCAUCAUCUGGACAGGAAGUCCGACUCUAUGGACUUUUCGAUCGCUUUUUUGGACGCUGGCGAACGAACCAUCAAAAAUGGCGGAAAGAAUCGCUUGCAAAGAUUUGGACGGAAAUAAGGGCUUCCAUCGGCACAACUAUCGCUGAAAUUGUUGCUUAUGCAAUAGCAAUCGGCAUACUUGCGGCGCGCAUUGUGGACGGCGAUCUUACGCUCGGAGAUUACGUCGUGCUUACUGGAGCAGCGGCGACCUUCCAAGGAAAUAUGGAAGGGUUGCUUUCACAAAUACAAAACAUUCUUGAAGACUUACCUCUGCUUCGGGACUUGCAUCUCUUCUUAGAACGCGCAGAAAAAACCCGCACACAGGCAGGAACCGAGACAUUUCCGAAGCCCUUACAGCAAGGAAUGGAGGUUCGUAAUCUACGCUUCCGGUACCCGGAGGCAACUGAUGAUGUACUACAGGACAUAAACUUCCACGUGCGUCCCGGGGAAAUAGUAAGCAUCGUAGGCGUUAACGGCGCGGGGAAAUCAACACUCAUCAAAUUGUUGCUUGGUCUCUACCAACCCAAUGACGGAACAAUCCGCUAUGAUGGCGUAGAUGCCGCGUCAAUUGCACCGGAACAGAUAGCCCUUAACUGCGCCGCUGUUUUCCAAGAUUUUACGCGGUUCCGUAGACCCGUGAGGGAAGAACUCGUGCCGGGACCGCCGGGUCUCCACAUUGACGAUGAUACCCUUUGGAGCGUUAUCAACGCCGUUGGUAUCGGUGAUCGUUUUCAAACCCUUCCACACGGUUUAGAUACAUAUCUGGACCCUUCACUCGGCGAAGAUGGGGAAGGUGCCGAGUUAUCUGGUGGAGAAUGGCAAAAAGUCGCGCUUGCGCGGGCUUUGGCACGAAACCCCCAAGUCCUUGUCCUUGAUGAACCGACGUGCUGCCUUAGAUCCACAAGCUGA